Messenger RNA from Meira miltonrushii, 1860 nucleotides. RefSeq lists its product as uncharacterized. Bases 112 to 1398 code for a protein of 428 amino acids. The record is from RefSeq and is a predicted model, not a curated record. The transcript has a single exon. Lineage: Eukaryota; Fungi; Basidiomycota; Exobasidiomycetes; Exobasidiales; Brachybasidiaceae. Gene Ontology annotation, cellular component: transcription factor TFIIF complex. Gene Ontology annotation, biological process: transcription initiation at RNA polymerase II promoter; transcription by RNA polymerase II.
CUUAAGUUAGCGUCCAUUGCGUUCGAUUGCUGAACGAUCAAGCAUUCGUUGUGCCAUCAUCUUAUGGGCCUCUAGAACAUUGAGAUUUCGUAGAUUAGUAUAUCACUCGUCAUGUCAGCUGCUUUUGAGGAUGAUGUAGAACCUCUAGACGAACCUUUGUCAAGGGGCAGAGUUGGUCAAAAUCAAAGUGGAAAUGCAACUGCAAGUGGAUCUAGAAUUCCAACUCCGGAACCAGAUGAAGACUUAGACGUAACUGAUGGAAAGCAAAAUAUGUGGUUAGUCAAAGUACCAAGAUUCUUGAUCGAAGGUUGGACAAAGGUUGAUGAAGUGGACAAAAGACUGGGUACCGUACGGGUGUACGAUGCAGAUCAUAAAGGCUAUCAGAGAAUGGAAUUGCAUCUACCACAAGAACCUGAACCUGCAUUCCCUUUACCGCCAUCGCAUCCAUAUCUGCAAACCCACUACCCUAGAACGUUCGAUAUGCGCUUGACAAGCGAACAGAAUGGUGUUCGUGUGAGAAACUUGUACGCAUUCAAAGAACGUCUGGAGGGAGGUGAUGAAGAUGACGAUGACGACGAUGAUGAUCUAGAUUCAGGAGCAGAGGAUAGCAAGGGUAAAGGUAGAGCUGGCAGUGCAUCUCUGCAAGGUAGAAGAAAAGGCAGAAGGUUGGUUGCAAUGGUAGGCAAGAUUGCCAAUGAAGCAUCAGUCAAGCCACAAGUUGCAACACCUAUCAUGCGUAUCGGUGGAGGAGCGGCUGCGGGGAUCACGCCUGAGUAUCGUGCAGUGUUGCGUAAAAGAAGGAUGGAAGCACAAAAGCCGAAACGAAGUGUUAAAACUUUGGACGAAAGCGACAAAGCACGAACGAAUAUGUUGGCAAGUGGUGUAUCAGCACACACGAGCAAGAACCCAAAGACAUCUUUUAUUGCUGGCGUUGGAGCACCGGUAAACACUGGUAGAAAACAACCUGGGACUACAACAGAACGAUUUGCACGUUUGCCGAGGAACGAAUUGUUGGAUAUGUUGUUCGAGUUGUAUGACCAAUUUCCGUAUUGGUCUAUCAAAGGCUUACGAUCCAGAGUUCAACAACCCGAGGUGUAUUUGCGAGAAGUUUUACAGUCGAUCGCUAAUUUACACAGUCGAGGACCUUAUGCGGGCAAUUGGAGUUUGAAACCAGAAUAUCUAGAAAUGCGUAAACAGCAAGAACGUGAAAACCAAUCCAAUGCUGCUGCUAGUGCUGCACUUGCAGGUCCGAUUGGUACUGCAUCGACGGAGCCAUCGUCUUCCAUCGGUGGACCUAGCCAACAAAAUGCUGCUGGUGACGGAGAUGCAAAGGUCAAGGAAGAGGAAGGAGACGACGAGGAUGACGAGGAAGAUAUGGAGAUGGAAGAUGUAGAAUGAAGAGACUCUGACCGAAACUGAUAGCACAUAUUCUUUGUACAAAAAGUCUUUGUAACAGUCACACAAUAUAAUCCCUAAGAGAAUUUUGAGUAUAGAAAAGAAAGAGUAAAGAAUGAAUCGGUUUCUCACAGUGACAGUUUCGUCCGUCUUCGUUGCGGGCAAAGCCUCCUCGCAGAUAAUGAGAAGAUUAUAUUGCUAAUAAAUGUUGUACGUAAAGCUACAUGAUACAGUAAUGCUGAUAAAUGAUUUAAAUACUAUCUGAGUUUGUUUAUGCACUUUCUUCAAUAGGUCGGAACGAAAUCACGUCCAUAGCAGUCUUUCCAUUUCGUUUACACAAAACGACGCAUUUGUCGUCUCUGAACGAAACUUUCCACACUUGAUCGCUUGCUUCACACAAUUCACGAACAAACUCGCCCGUUCUGAAGUUCCAAAGCUUCACUUUUCCAUCAUUUCCACCCGUUA